AUGAGAUCCCUUCCAAUCCUCUUCCUGUUCGAUCAUCCUGCCGCCAAUUCUCAGAACGGGCUUGAUUCCAACAACCCGAAAAUGCACCGGUCAGUCCACCCAAGCACUGCAGCCAUUUUGGUGACUCUUGGGGCAGUUCUCUGCUUAGUUAUGCUUCUCCUCGUCAUUGUGAAAUUCUGGUGCACGAGGCCUCUCGAUCGCUUACUCCGCAGCAUCAGCGAGCUGAUCAUGACCGACUCCCAAGGGAGAAUGGUCCGAUUGAGGUCCACAAGGCUCUCUGGGCUAGACAAAAGAUCCAUCGAGUCACUCCCCCUCUUCAGUUUCUCAUCAAUUAAGGGCUCAAAAGAAAGCCUUGAGUGUGCGGUUUGCAUUUCAAAGUUCAAGGAUGCAGAGUUCUUAAGGUUGUUGCCUAACUGCAGGCAUGCGUUCCACUCAAAGUGCAUCGACCGGUGGCUCGAGGGCCACUCUAGCUGUCCUUUGUGUCGGUCAAAGUUUGAACCCGCUGAUCUCUUGAUGUCAAGAGCACAGGGUUCAGAUCAUGAGAUCUUCAUCCAGAGGGAACAGCUAGAUCUCACAGGAUCAUCUAAUAUUGAGAAAGACGAUCCUUGAAACGUUGUUGAUGUUCGCAUAUCACCAUUGCACCGAUUGAAACACGAGGCCAACACAUCUGAUAUAAUGAUGAAGAACCAAUGGAGUGACCCGAGCACUUCGGACCUCCUGUUCUUGAGUUCCGAGAUGCUUCUCUUGUCAAGGAACCAAUUCUCAGCCUCUGAAUCGGGCAAUGGAGUUGAACGUGUUGAUGAUGAUCUCAAUCCAAAAAGACAGAUUCUAAACAGAAGUUACUCUUCUAAGACCCCGUUGAGGCUAGUAAGUAAAACCGGGGGACGGAGGUCACUGUCAGAGAUCUUAUCUGUCCCAAGGUUCGAGUCCGGUACGAAAAACCAAGAUGCAGAGUGGGUUCCUUCUGACUGA
Molecule: messenger RNA, 972 nt
Organism: Punica granatum (pomegranate)
Lineage: Eukaryota; Viridiplantae; Streptophyta; Magnoliopsida; Myrtales; Lythraceae
Source: RefSeq, a predicted model, not a curated record